AUGACGGACCGCGGGCUUGAUCUGUCGGCUCUGCCUAAAGAGGUCAGGGACCAGCUGGCCGAGCUGGACCUGGAGCUAUCCGAAGGUGAUAUCACCCAGAAGGGUUAUGAAAAGAAAAGGACCAAACUUCUGGCUCCAUACAUAAUCCAGGCUCCAGUGGCGCCUCCUCAGAAUGACGUGCAGCCUCCUGCUCCCAGUUCCUCCAGCCAGGCCCCUCCCCCAGCCAGCUCAUCCCGGUAUCGUGAACGCCGCUCCCGCAGAACGCAUCGAGGUGGAGGAACCCGGGAUGACCGCUACAGAUCAGAUGUUCAUAGUGAGGCUGUACAAGCCGCCCUGGCUAAACAUAAAGAGGAGAAAAUGGCGCUUCCUAUGCCCACCAAGAGGAGGUCCACCUACGUGCAGUCCCCCAUUGAAACUCGCACACCACCAGACUCGUCGUCAGGUUCUGAUGACGAGACGUCUGUGCGCAGACUGUCCUCAGUGGUCGCCCCCCCACCUCCAGUCAAUACCAGCUUGCAGAGCCCCGACUGUUGGAUCAACCGCUCCGCCCAGGGCUCCUCCACAUCCUCCUCUGCCUCAUCUACGCUGUCGCACGGAGAAGCCAAACCUCAGCCUCAGAGCCAGCCGCAGCCUCAGUACAAGCCGCAGUACCAGCCUCUGUACCAGCCUCAGUAUCAGCCUCAGGAGCCGAGCCGCACCGCAGCGGUGACGGACAUGCUGGCUCACAGCCGCAUCGCUCCUCCUGAGAACAGUGCCCCCUUUCCAGAUGUGACAGCUGUGGCCCCUCCAUCGAGGGGCCCGCGCGUGGACCUGCCCUCCAAAGCCGUGGUCCGAGGGAUGAGUCGCGUGCAAAGCCGCUCGAGCAUGAUGGAGACCGCCGAUGGAAGAGGUAAUACACAGAGAGUUCCUGUGAGCAGCAGAGUGUCCACAAAGAUCCAGCAGCUGCUCAACACGCUGAAGAGGCCUAAGAGGCCGCCGCUCAGCGAGUUCUUCACUGACGACGCAGAGGAGAUUGUCCAAGUUCCCCAGCCGGACCCCAACACGCCCAAGCCAGAGGGCCGUCAGAUCAUCCCGGUGAAAGGGGAACCUCUGGGAGUCGUCAGCAACUGGCCCCCCGCCCUGCAGGCAGCAUUGGCUCGCUGGGGGGCCACUCAGGGAAAGAGCCCAGCUCUCACUGCUCUGGACAUCACAGGCAAACCUCUCUAUACACUGACUUACGGGAAGCUGUGGAGCCGCAGUGUGAAGCUGGCAUACACGCUUCUCAACAAGCUGGGCAACAAGAACGAGCAAAUCCUCAAACCUGGAGACAGAGUGGCGCUGGUGUACCCAAACAGUGAUCCUGGCAUGUUUUGGGUGGCCUUCUACGGCUGCCUCCUGGCUGAGGUUAUACCUGUACCCAUCGAGGUCCCGCUGUCUCGGAAGGAUGCAGGUAUCAGUCAGGUGGGCUUCCUGCUCGGCAGCUGUGGUGUGGGUCUGGCUCUGACCAGCGAGAUCUGCCUAAAAGGUCUACCGAAGACCCCCACCGGUGAAAUACUGCAGUUUAAAGGUUGGCCUCGAAUGAAGUGGGUGAUAACGGACUCAAAAUACCUGACGAAGCCGUCUAAAGACUGGCAGCCGCACAUUCCCACUGCUAACACUGAUCCUGGGUAUAUUGAGUAUAAGGCCAAUAAAGAGGGCACAGUGGUGGGUGUUGCUGUGUCUAAAGUGGCCAUGCUGACGCACUGCCAGGCACUGACCCAGGCCUGCAACUACUGUGAGGGGGAAACCUUAGUGAACGUCCUGGACUUCAAAAAGGAUAUGGGCUUAUGGCAUGGAGUCCUCACGGCUGUAAUGAACAGGAUACACACGAUAAGUGUUCCCUAUGCAGUCAUGAAAGCUUGUCCCCUCUCCUGGGUGCAGAGGGUCCACAUCCAUAAAGCUCGUGUAGCUUUGGUGAAGUGCCGUGAUCUACACUGGGCCAUGAUGGCUCACCGGGACCAGAGAGAUAUCAGUCUAGCUUCUCUACGAAUGCUCAUUGUUGCUGAUGGUGCUAACCCUUGGUCGGUCUCUUCCUGCGAUGCCUUCCUGAAUCUGUUUCAGUCACACGGGUUGAAGCCAGAGGUCAUCUGUCCCUGUGCUGCCUCUCCUGAGGCCAUGACAGUCGCUAUACGCAGACCGGGAGUCCCAGGCGCCCCCCUCCCUGCCCGUGCCAUCCUGUCCUUGAGCGGCCUUAGCCACAGCGUCAUCAGGGUCAAUACGGAAGACAAGAACUCGGCUCUGACUGUGCAAGAUGUGGGACACGUCAUGCCUGGAGGUGGGAAAGAUGCACGAGUCAGUAAAGCGGCGUGCAUCCUUACAACACAGAACCUCAUGAGGACUCUGCGCUCCAAAGAGGCUGCAGCUUCGGUCAACAUUAAAACCUGGCCGACAAUCAUUGAUACGGAUGACCUUCCUCGCCGCCGGCCCCCACAGAUCUACAAGCCGCCCACAGCAGAGAUGAUAGCUUAUCUGGACUUCAGCGUUUCCACCACAGGCAUGCUCACUGGUGUCAAGAUCUCUCAUGCAGCAGUAAGUGCACUUUGUCGCUCCAUAAAGCUUCAGUGUGAGCUGUACUCCUCUCGUCAAAUAGCCAUCUGUAUGGAUCCCUACUGUGGUCUGGGCUUUGUCUUGUGGUGCCUUGCAAGUGUUUACUCUGGUCACCAGUCCGUCCUGAUCCCUCCUUUUGAGCUGGAGAGCUGCUUGUCUCUGUGGCUGAGCACGCUCAGUCAGUACCGUAUCAGAGACACCUUCUGCUCGUACUCUGUGAUGGAGCUUUGCACUAAAGGACUGGGUACUCAGACCGAGUUACUCAGGGCUCGUGGUGUGAACUUGUCGUGUGUGCGGAGCUGCGUUGUGAUAGCAGAGGAACGACCUCGUCUCGCUCUCACACAGUCCUUCUCUAAGCUGUUUAAGGACGUGGGACUGUCCUCCAGGGCUGUCAGCACUGCUUUUGGCUCCAGGGUUAACCUUGCUAUCUGCCUGCAGGGCACCACCGGUCCUGAUCCCUGUACAGUGUAUGUGGACAUGAAGUCUCUACGCCAUGACAGAGUGAGGCUGGUGGAGAGAGGAGCACCUCAGAGUCUUCCACUGAUGGAGUCUGGCAAAAUAUUGCCCGGUGUUAGGGUGAUAAUUGUAAAUCCUGAGACCAGAGGCCCACUUGGUGAUUCUCAUCUGGGGGAGAUCUGGGUGAACAGCCCUCACAGUGCCAGUGGUUACUACACCAUCUACGGAGAGGAGAGUCUUCAGGCCGACCACUUCAACACCAAGCUCAGUUUUGGAGAUCCACACACUUUAUGGGCCAGAACUGGAUACUUAGGUUUUGUGAAAAGGACGGAGCUGCUGGAUGCCAGUGGAGAUCGGCACGAUGCUCUGUUUGUGGUGGGCUCUCUGGAUGAGACACUGGAGCUACGAGGGCUGCGGUACCACCCUAUUGACAUUGAAACAUCUGUGUCACGAGCUCACCGAAGUAUUGCUGAGAGUGCUGUGUUUACAUGGACUAACCUGCUGGUGGUGGUGUCUGAGCUGUGUGGUUCAGAGCAAGAUGCUCUGGACCUGGUGCCGCUGAUUACAAACGUGGUCCUGGAGGAGCACCAUCUCAUAGUGGGUGUGGUGGUUAUUGUGGACCCGGGAGUGAUACCCAUCAACUCCAGAGGAGAGAAACAGCGCAUGCACCUUCGUGACUCAUUCCUCGCUGACCAGCUGGAUCCUAUCUAUGUUGCCUACAACAUGUGAGCGCUUGUGGUGAUUUGGGUUUGUUUCACAAUCAUCCACCACCAUCGGCAGCAUUGUGGCUCAGCAGAGGGUGUAAAACAGAAAAGCAUGAUGCACCAAUAGUCAUCCCUGUGGGACACCAGCAUUUCUUGGCCACUGCAUGUCUGUGACCAGAUCUGCCACAUUUGGGGUUAUUCACUGUGUUUUUAUACGAAGAUAAAACUUUGUGAAUGGGACAUGUACUGCAAAACGAAAAGAAAAGCAAGAUCCCCAAUGUUUUUUGUUUGUUUGUUUGUUGUUUUUUGAGAGUGAGAAAGGGCAAAAUAACACAACAGGUCACUUUUAUAAAUAGUCAUGUCUUAGUGAAAAUCCAUACUCUCAUUCUUUAGCUACCACUAAUCUCUUUUUGAAUUAAUUAAAAGCAUCUAAACUUAAAUCAACAACUGCAAAUAUUUUUUCAAUAUAGCUUUUACACAAAAGCAUGAAACUACCCCCUCCCCCUCCUCUCCUCCCCCAUAUUGAAGCCAAAUACCGGUAGAUUUUUCUGCUCUGAUACAUAUCCUGCCUUACAAAUCUUCAGCCAUACAUUCCUCUCUUAACUUUUACUGACUUUGCUAUUAAUGGCUGUUUAUUCUUUGACUAAAAAAGUAAAUUCUGACAGAUAUUACAAGGGAUCAAAUUAAAAAGGAACGAGGCCAUAUUCUGUACUGUAACAACGAGGGUCUCCUUGUAUUUUAGAUACUGUACGUUACUGUACAUAUGUUUGUAUUUGUAUAAAUGUAUAAACACGUUACUUGCAUCUCUCAGUUGGUGGUUUCUGGAUGGAUUACUUAGCUUGGAGACCAUAAUAUUAGCAGAAAGAGGAUUGUAAAUAUGAUUUAAUGGUUGAAAGUACUUCUGAUGUGGAGUAUUAUCUGAGUGAUGGUGAAGAUAAAUAACUUUAAAGCUUUGUUAGUCAUACAGUUGUAAAAUUGCACUUUUU
Molecule: messenger RNA, 4711 nt
Organism: Nematolebias whitei (Rio pearlfish)
Lineage: Eukaryota; Metazoa; Chordata; Actinopteri; Cyprinodontiformes; Rivulidae
Gene: dip2bb
Product: disco-interacting protein 2 homolog Bb
Exons: 30
Coding region: 1-3750 (1249 amino acids)
Source: RefSeq, a predicted model, not a curated record